Molecule: messenger RNA, 4151 nt
Organism: Lethenteron reissneri (Far Eastern brook lamprey)
Lineage: Eukaryota; Metazoa; Chordata; Hyperoartia; Petromyzontiformes; Petromyzontidae
Product: tumor protein p63-regulated gene 1-like protein
Cellular component (GO): cytoplasm
Source: RefSeq, a predicted model, not a curated record
GUGCAACAGAACCCGGAAGAUGCACGCGGUGACGUUGGCAUCACUCCCCCAACCCCACCACCACCACCAACAACAACAACACCACCACCACCAGCACCACCACCCCAGCUAGGCAUUUCUCACUGCGCAGCUGUUCUCUCAUCGUCUGCAUUGCAGCGUCGUAAUAACCUCGCCCAGAGCGCAAGCGAACUAACUCAUAGCCAACAACCACUCCACAAACACGUCUCUCACUGCAUGCCUAACUUAACACACAGCGUAAACACAGCAAUACGUAGUUACACAACGCACCAGCGAGACGGUACAUAGCAAGCACACACACACACAUCAGCUCACAGAAGAAGCUAGACCACACACACCAGGGGCCAUCGGUCAUGAUGGAACCCGCUGACAUGAAGGCGGGCGUCUUGGACGACGUGGCAAAGAGGCAAGCGGACGAGAAGAAGCAACAACAACAGCAGGAACAGAAUAAGAAGACGGAGAAGCAUGAAGAUGGGGAAGAGGUGGCACUCGAUAGGGACGACACCCAAGCCGGGCAAGGCGGCGGUGGCUCUCGCCCGCCGGGGCCGGCGGUCGGGGUCACAGCGGCGGUGGGCGGUGGGGCCGACCCGGAGAAUGCGGUGAUUGAUGAGAAGACCGUGCAGGACUACAGGCUUCGUAACUUCUUCGUCUUCAGGCCUGGAGCAUUCGAGCAAGCAGUGAACGACAUCAAAGUAUCCGUCUUGCACACCGUGGAUGACGGGGAGAUACAAAGCGUCUGGCUCCUGGCAGAGGUGGACCACUGGAACAACGAGCGCGAGCGGAUCGUGUGCCUGUCCGAGCGCUCUCUGCUCAUCGUCAAGUACGACUUCGUGACGCUGCGCUGCGAGAGUGCACGGCGCGUGCCGCUCAACUUCAUCGACACCAUCUCGUUCGGAGAGUUCGCCUUCCCACCCAAGUCCCUGCUCAACCGAGAGGGCCACGGAUUACGUGUGCACUGGGACAAGCUCCGCGAGCCGACUUUCCUGUCCCGCUGGAACCCGUGGUCAACGGAGCUGCCCUACACAACCUUCACGCACCACAUCAUGGCCCACGCCGAUCCCAACAUGGCUCCUGUCUGCCAGCUGGAGAAAUUCCGCGAGGCGCUGAUCGAGGCUACCAAGCGAGCUCACACAGCCAACCCCAUCCCAGGUCGUGCCAACGGUGUGCUCGUGCUAGAAAAGCCGGUGCUUAUCGAGGCAGUUGUGGGCCUCAUGUCGACCAUCAACAACCAGAGCCGCCUCGGCUACUGCCUGGCACGUGGCAGCGUGGGCUUUUAAGGCUGGCGGAUUGGCUGGGAUGCGGCCGCCCCUUCCGUGCUUGCUCCUGGAUCUCCACCUGUCCUGGUUUCCCAAGAUUGUCCUCGUUAUACAAGGUGCCUGUCCUGGGGAAAUCUGCACAUCUUCCCAGGACACAAACACCCCUUUUCCACUGGCACAUCAGGGCUGUGUCAUUCGACGCGUUGAUGAGGCAGGCCAUUGCGGCUGAGGAAGCGCCAGGUUGCUUUUCGCCUGCAGAAGCAGAGCUGUGUCCCUGACGUAACACACAAUGUGUGAUGUUGUGCCACAGUCCUCGGUGUACCAUUAAUGGCACACGCAAUUAACACAUUAUUAGCCCAGGCUCUGCUUAGCCCCAAGCAAGAUGCUGUUGUCUUGAGGCCAGUUUCAGCAUUUGGUUCUAGGCUCAGCCUGGUAAAUGGCCAAUGGAAAACCACCCAUACUGCCAUGGCUUGGAUGUGCCAGUGGAAAUGGGGUAUUAAAGGCUCAGUUUGUGAAUUACGUAACAAAUCACCACUUGAGACAAUGAAUUUGUGUAUUUUUCCCCUCUUGAGAGGUAUUCUUCUUGCCAUGUCCCUGAUUUUUUGUACUUCAUUAGGUGGCAACCCUAGCACGUGUGCAACACAUAUGGGUGUCAAUACACAUUACUGGGUGGGUAGGUGGGAUCACCACUCUACAGAUUAGCACCUUGCCAAUAGUCUGAAUGUUUACCAUUUUCUCAUAACCUCCCUGUUGUGAUGUCUAGAUUUACCGACGCGAACUGAAAAAUGACCUUUGGGAAAAACAGUGCAAAUCACUUGCAAAUGUUGCAUUGCAGAACUAAUUUGUACAAGGUUUUACUCAUACAAGACUACAGUUAUAUGAAGGGCGAGGGGGGGGGGGGCUUUGAUUAAAUCAAUGGUGUAGCUACACUGGGGUCCUAUGAGACAGGUCCCAGGCAAUGAGGGGAAAUUAGAUGGGCACCCCACCACCCAUUACAUUCCUUUAGGCAAGGUCCCUAUGCCACCCACGGUACACCACUGGGUGGCUGAAGAUAUGGGUUUUAGAGAUUGCUGAAGUGAAGCCAUUGCAUCUGGUGGUGGGUCUAUCAGUGUAUGGUACACUCUGGACCUGCCAAUAACUUACCAGCAGUGUCAAGUUCGACCUCUGUGGAGGCAGCUGGUGAAGGAUGCUCCUGGGCAGUUGGAGGCAGAUGCCUUCCACCAAGGGAGGGCAGAGUGGUACUUACAAGAUGAGCAGAGUGACUAAAAACAGUUAGCAUAGUAGGGGGCACAGAUGGUGCAUUGGCCAGUCAACCCAUGGCACCUAAAGUGCAUAUAGCCUGGCACAAGCAGCGUGGUGACAUCCCCCCCACUUUGUGGCAAAUGACAGUUGUUGGUACUGUGGAAUACUCACAUGCCCCAUCUCACCAAUGCAGGCCCUCAUGGACCCAGGUCGAUCUCACUUUUACAACAAAUUGCUGAAGCUUUGUAUUAAGGUGUUGCAUGUAAAAAAAUGCUUUCUUGUCUUGUAAAGUGGCCAAUUCCAUGCCACGUGGCCUUAAAUUCUCUUAGUGCUUUAGUUUUUUUUGCCAAAUAAAGUUGGUCACAGGGCCUAGUGGGCUGGACAGGAGAAGCCUUUGAGAGUGUGCCUUUUAGUUACCCACUUGACACUUAAUCUUUCACCUAUAUUUCUCCACUUUUAAUUUAAGGUAAAAAUCUACCUGCAAUUUCACACUUGUACUUUUUGGGUUUUGAAGACAUUCUGAACAGAUGGGUUGGUAUUAAAAGCUUUGUUAGUCACAAAUAAUGAAAGGGUAAUCAUGCAAGUAUUGUUAAGAGCUGUGGUUGGAUGUUUUUAAAUGCCGAUUGUUUAAUUUGUUUGCAAAUCAAAGUAGUUAACUGUACUUGGUAGAUGUUCCACAGCUUGUUAUAGUGUCCUUAAUUUCCCUGUAAAUUUGGUGUAUUUAAAAAAAUCGUGUUUGAGUUAAUGUCUUUAUUACAAAUUCCCCACCUGCCACACCCAUAUUGUAUUUACCAUCUUAAAGCUUAUGUAAAACAAGUGUAUAACUUUAGCAUAGGUUAUGUUAAGAUGUAUCAAUUUAUCUUGGAGAUACAGGCAUCAGGCUGCAGGUGUGCAAACAAAAUGGUUUCAGCAAGUGCAUUGUGCUGUGAAGCUAGCAUGGAGUGUUAGUCCACCUGUCGCCCGGAUUCUGGCACAGAAACCAGUCCUGGAUAUCUCCAAAGAUACUCAACCAGCAUCAAAGUAUGCUUAAAAAUAACCCUGUUCAUCCAGUAGUAAGUUUACAAUGGGCAAGUAUGUUGCAUGCAGUUGGCACUAUUCCAUUGUAACCAUUAAGUAUCUAACAAGAUCGCAAUGGUUCUUGAAAGAUCUAAACUAUUACAUUUGUUAAUGGGGCAGCUCGUUACCUAGCCAAAAAGGUGGCAUUGCAUUUAAAACUCGUGCUGCCGCCACCACCUAUUAAGUGGGUCCAAGACAGUGAGUGGUCUGAGAAGUAAUAUCCUUGCAUUAAAAUCAGUGGGUGGCAAUUAGCCCAUGUGUGGGCCCAGCUCACUUGGAAGGGAUCAAUUAUUGAUUCAAUAUACACUUCCAUGGGCCAUCCUCCAAAAACAAAGGGUUGCACUGCUGUGAAAGUUCCAAAUAGCUAGUUUCUCUUGACAUACGAUGUCAGGAUAAGUUUAGGGGGGGGGGGGGGGGUACCAAAAGAACCCAAUAAUCACUCUGGGCUGCUGGAUACUGCGGGUGUUAUACCAAUGCCUACACUUGGUGUUUUAUGUGCACUAUGGGGAGUGUUCUUUGCAGCCAAACAUUGCACGAGUUGUACCUAUUUUACAAACAAUAAAUUGAAAUGUAAUUGCA